This is a messenger RNA of Drosophila grimshawi, 1736 nucleotides long. RefSeq names its product UDP-glycosyltransferase UGT5. Gene Ontology annotation, molecular function: UDP-glycosyltransferase activity. Bases 54 to 1646 code for a protein of 530 amino acids. The record is from RefSeq and is a predicted model, not a curated record. Lineage: Eukaryota; Metazoa; Arthropoda; Insecta; Diptera; Drosophilidae. The transcript has 4 exons.
AUCUCCGAUUGAAUCGGUUGUUCGAUUUGCGAAGUGCGCGAAGAGAAUCGAAAAUGCAACCGAAGAGUGCUUUAAAAUGCCUGUUGCUGGGCCUUGUGGCGCUUCAGCACUUUGAGAUUGGAGCUGGAUCUCGAAUACUGGCUGCAUUUUUCUUUCCCGGCAGGAGUCAUUUCAUGAUGACAAAUGCCAUUAUAAGGGAGUUGGUGCAGCGAGGACAUGAGGUGACCUUCAUCACACCAUUCACAUUGGCCAAUGAGAAUCUGGGAUCAAAUUAUACUGAGGUUCUAAUUCCGCAAUACAACUUUUGGCCAACUGUUUUGGAGACGACCAAGAUCAACACGGUGGUGGAACUUACCAAUGUUCCCACGCUAAAGCUCCUGAAAUUGUUUUAUAUUAUGGGCUUAGAGAGCACGAACUUUGCUUUCGAGCAGCAGGAAGUGUUGAAGCUAAUUCAUGCCAAGGAUAAAGAUGACAAAUACGAUUUACUGUUAGUGGAGCAGUUCUUCAAUGAGGGCGCCCUCUUUCUGGGCCAUUUGUACCAAAUACCUGUGAUAGACAUAUUCACCUUCACUUUUGCCAACUAUAUGAGUUCCUUGGUGGGCGUAGUGACUCCUUGGUCUUAUGUGGCACACGGAUGGAAACCAUACACAGAUCGGAUGUCGCUUUUGGAACGCAUUGAUAAUGUUUACUGCUCGCUGACUGAAGAGCUUAUGCGCCAAUUCUGGUACUAUCCUGCCCAGGAUGAACUUCUGAACAGACACUUUUCCAAGCACUUCGAUAAGUUGCCCACUAUCAAGCAACUAGAGCGCAACAUAUCUGUCAUUUUGCUGAAUACAUAUAUGCCUCUGGAGGCUCCUAGGCCUCUUUCAUUCAAUAUGAUCCCCGUGGGAGGACUUCAUAUAAAGCCAGCUCAACCAUUGCCCACUGAAAUGCAAAAGUUCUUGGAUGAAGCUGAGCAUGGAGCCGUCUACUUUAGUCUGGGAUCACAAGUGAAAAGUUCUGAAUUUCCCCCUGAGAAGCUGAAGAUAUUCCUCGAUGUUUUCAGAAGCUUGAAACAGCGCAUCCUGUGGAAAUUUGAAGAUGACAAAUUGCCGAAUAAGCCAGCUAAUGUGAUGGUGCAGAAGUGGAUGCCUCAAAGUGAUAUUCUGGCCCAUCCCAAUGUCAAGGUUUUCAUCUCCCAUGGAGGACUUUUCGGUACUCAGGAAGCAGUAUAUCAUGGCGUUCCAGUUCUUGGAAUGCCUGUCUAUGCCGAUCAGUAUCUUAACAUAAAUAAGGGCAAGGUUGCUGGAUAUGCCCUUGGUGUGGAUUACCGAACAGUUACAGAGGAGGAGCUGCGCUAUUCCCUCACUGAACUGUUGGAGAAUCCCAAGUACAGGGAUACAAUGAGGCGUACCUCUCGCAUCUUCCGGGAUCGACCACUAAGUGCGAUGGAUACGGCUAUGUUCUGGAUCGAUUAUGUUAUUGAGCAUCGUGGAGCACCGCAUAUGGUAUCGGAGGGUAUUAAUCUACCCUGGUAUAAAUUCUAUCUGCUGGAUAUCAUUGGAAUUGCCUUGGUUAUUAUUAUUAUGCCCAUUUUGGGACUUUUGCUGAUAUGUCGCAGAUUUCAAAAUGCCAAGAAGUCAAAAACAAAGUCUAAACGGAAUUAGAUAUAAGUUUAAUUUGAAUUUGAUUGGCUCAAAGCCUUUUAUUUAAAAUCAAGAGUGUGCUCUUAAUAAAGAAUUAAUUAAUUUCAAUAC